Chlamydomonas reinhardtii is the source of this 6968-nucleotide messenger RNA. RefSeq lists its product as uncharacterized. Lineage: Eukaryota; Viridiplantae; Chlorophyta; Chlorophyceae; Chlamydomonadales; Chlamydomonadaceae. The transcript has 6 exons. Bases 894 to 6485 code for a protein of 1863 amino acids. The record is from RefSeq and is a predicted model, not a curated record.
CUCGUGGCCAUGUCAGGGGCCAUGUGGACAUGCAAGACCUGCAGCCAACUGCAAGUCUGCAACGUCGGCCACACAACCUCGCCUCGCUUCCAAUUUAGGGAAAUGCUCCGCUUCGGCUACCCGGCCCGCGAAAUUGGAAGCUCGGCCUCAGUCGCUUGGAGCCCGAACGAAGCGAUCAAUUACAAUGUACGUGCUUACGCAUAAGAGUUAUUUCCUGUCACCAGUCUUGAUUUCCUUGCGUCCCGUAGGCACUGACUAUAAAGCUCUCACUUAAGCAUGUGCGCUGUAUGCCUAUGCGAGGGGUACUGGCGACGCCGCACGGGUAAGCCCGGUUAAGCCGGGGCAAGCGGACCGGCGUGGCCGUUGCGUGUCCCCUGCCCACCAUACUUUCGCACCGCAGGUAAAUGUUGGUGAUUUGUAUGAUAUACGUGUCAAGGUUACCGCCCCGCCAAAAACCCCUGCUGCCUGGCGCAAAGCGAGCAAAGCCAAUCAUCGGCUGGUUGAGAGGGUGGUCUAAAUUUGAGCACUUCUCCGGGCGCACCUCACUUCUCCUAGCCUUGAGCUAAAUCGAUUAUUAUAUGGUCUGAUAAAAUCCUGUAAACCCGCUCACGGCCACGGACUGGACGUGCGGCCUUCCUUUGAGCCUUAAACUUACCUUGGCGACUAGUUGGUGUGAAUAUAAUUAGAAUGCAAAGACAUUGAUCAAUUGCACUCGACGGGGCUUUGUGGCUCAGGUGGUCGGCGCCGAGCGCAAUAUGCAGCUAUGCGCUGAGCUUCCGACCAGCGCAAAUGGACCAUGGGCGGUUCGGGGCUCGCACAAGCCCAGUAUUCGGCUAUCAUUACUGCCUUCAUACUCAACAUGGUCCCAUGAUGAGCAGCGCGUAGCAAGCGGAAUGCUUGCUUGCUCAUCCACCUCAUGCUGCUGCGCUGCUGGGCGGGGCUCGGCGCUGGUCGCCUGUGGGCUGCCCGCGAACCGUGUGGACGCUGCUGCCGGCGCUCAGAAGCGACGGCGGCCGCAGCAGCAGCGCCUCAGCGGGCGGUUGGUGCCGCCACGCAGCUCCGCGGCCUGGGCCGAGGACGGCGGUUACGGGGGGCACCUGCGGCAGCUGCAAGCCCAGCCCGAGCGGCCGGCCCUGAACGGGCGAUCCACGCCCGGGCAGUCGCCGUCGCGGCGGCCCCUGCAUGCACAGCAGCAUCAACAAACGCACCUUGCUGCUCAUGUCGGUAGCAGUGAGCGCGGGGGUGCAAACGGGGCAUCAGCGGGCGUGGGCGGCAGCGGCCUCAACGGAGCGAGCAGCAGCAGCAGCGCCGGUGCCGGCGCCAGCGCCAGCGCCAACGGAGCAGGCUCCCCACAGCCGGUGGCGGCGACCACGACUCCAUCCUCGCAACCGGCAGCAGAAGCAGCAGCAGCAGCCUCAGGGUCUGCAGCUGCAACAGCUCGGGCGGCAGCACCGGCGGGGCCCUCGGGGCGGCGGGCGUGGGACCCGCCUCAGAUCACGCACAUGAUCAAGGGCUGCGGCUCUUGGCGGGAGCUGCGCGAGGCGGUGCGGGCCUUCCAGGGCAGUCUCAACUCGGUGCACGCCACGGCGGCGGUCACGCGGCUCACGCACCUGCCCGCGCCGUCGGCACCCGCGGAGCGCCGGGAGUGGCUUGUGUUCAUUGGCGAAGUGGUGGCGUUGGUGGAGGGCCUCGCCGGCAGCCUAGACGCACGCGGCGUCGCGAACAUCAGCUGGGCGCUCGCCAAGCUCGUGUCAGCUGCCGCAGCGGCAGCGGACAAGGCGGCGGAGUCAGAGGCGCGGCAAGCAGCGCAGCAGCCCCAGCUGCAACAGGACACCGCCAAGGCAGCAAGCCUGCUCUCCGCCACCCGCCUCACGGUGGGGUCUCUCCUGUCGCUGCCCGCUGCGAACCCCAACAGCGCCGUUGCCGUCCAAACCGCCAGCGCCGGCGCCAGCCGGGGCCCGGCUGGCGCCAUGCUGCCUCAGCACCUCGCCAACGGCCUGUGGGCGGCGGCGACGCUGGGCCUGGCGCCUGGCGACGCGGGCGGCUGGCCACUCCAUGCUGUGGAGGCGGCGCGGCCGCUCCUGGCGACCGGGGCCUUCACGGAGGAGGGGUUGUCGCAGCUGGUGUGGGCAGCCUCGGAGCUCGGGGUCGUUCCGGACGACGACUGGGCGCAGCACUUCUACGGCGCAGCGGGCCGCCUGGCACGGACCAUGUCACCGCACAACUCGUCAAACAUCCUGCUGGCGCUCGCGCGCCUGACCGCCGCCGCCGCGCCUGACGGCGCGCGACAGAGCGGCCGCAGCGUCGCCGCCGCCCAGGCCGAGGCGGAGCCGGGCCGGCGGAGGCUGACCCCUCCGAGUGCCGCUUGGCUGUCGCGCUUCCUGGACGCGACGGCGCCGCGUCUGGAGACGUCUGGGGAUGCUCUGGCGCUGGCGAACGGCGUAUGGGCGCUGGCGGUGCUGCAGGGGUCAGUUGAGGAAGCGGCGGGUGGCGGUGGCGGUGCUGCAGCGGUAGUGGCGACGCAGCGCUGGCUGCGCGCCUGCUACUCGGCGUUGCAGGGCACGGGCUCGCGGCAGCAGGUGCAGGUGCAGGUGCAGGUGCAGCAGCCGGCGCCGGGGCUCACGUCGGGCGGGGCGUGGGUGGUGGAGCGGCUCUCGGAUCAAGACGUGGCGCGGGUGCUGUGGGGACUGGCACGGCUGCAGGAGGACGCGGCAGCAGCGGCCUCAGCGGCGGGCGUUAGCAGCAGGCGUGCGCCGCAACCACCCGCGGGGCUUCUGGCGGCGGCGGAGCGGCGACUGCUUGGCCGCGCGACGGGCUUCUCGGCCAUGGCCGACCAGAGCUUUGCGAUGGCGAGCUGGGGUCUGGCGCGGCUGCAGCAGCUGCAGCAACAGCAGCAGCAGGGGCUGAUUGAGCGGCAGCAGCAGGCCCGUCAGGGCGCUGACAGUUGGCAGGCAGCUUGGCUGGACAGCGCGACCAUGCGCCUGAGCGGCAUGCCGGUGCAGGGCCUGCUGCUGACACUGCGCGCCGCCAGUGCCUGGGGCGUGGCGUUGCAGCCGGCGGCCGCCGCCAGCGGCCGCGGGCAGGCGGCGGCGGGGCCGGCCGCCUCCACUGCGGCGGCCGCGGCGCAGCGCUUCCUAGCGGCGGCCACGGCGGCGGUGCUGCAGCCCUGCCAUGCGCACCUGCGACCGCGGCUGCUGCUGGCGCUGCUGGACGUCAGCAAGGCUAUGAGCGUAUUGCCGCUGCCUUCUUCCGCCACCACUGCGGCGGCGUCCGCCGCAACGCCCGAGGAGGAGGAGGCGGCACAGCCUAGCCCCGGCUCCACGGUCGCGGCGGGUCGUGCGCUCCUGGAGGUCGUGGCGGGCGAGCUGCACGCCGCGGCAGCCGCACCGCCGGCCCGCCGGCCCGCGACGUCAGCCGCCGCGUCAGCAUUCUUGGGAGGCUCUGGCGCCGCCGCCAGCGCGCCACAGGUGUGGGAUGCGACGUCGUUGCUGCGCUGCGGCGCGGCCAUGGCGGAGGUGGGCUACGUGCCGCCGCCGUGGUGGCGGCAGACCUUUUUUGGGCGCGUGGUGACGCUGGCGGGCCUCCCGUUGCCCGCCACGCCUGCCUCCACCGCAACCAGCACUUCCGGCGUUGACGACGACACCCCGGGCUCGGCCGCCGGCAUGCGGGUAUCAACAGACGCUACUGCCGUUCUGACGGGGCCGCGGGUGGGCGGCGGCGCGGCGCACAACCUCAGCGCCGGCGAUGUGCUGCUACUGCUUACCUGCUCCCAGGCCUGGUCCGCUACAGCCAGUGACGCCACGCUGGGCGGGCUGUUGUACGGUGUGCCGUAUGGCGGUUGGCAGCCGCACGUGGCGGCGGAGGUGUGCCGGCUGCUGGCGGCGCAGGAGCGGCAGCGCGCGGCGGCGGCGCGGCAGCAGCGCUACGCCGUGCAGCGACAGCAGCUGGCGGCGGCCGCCGCCGCCGCGGCGGCGGCACGUGCUAGCAACGGCCUGGCGGCGGCGAUGAUGGCAGACUUGGAGCCUUCGGCUGAGGAGGUGGCCGUGGACGGGCGUGUGGCUUUUGCCAAUCGGCGGCGGCUGAACGGCGCGCUGAACGGAACUCUGAACGGAACUCUGAAUGGCAGCGCUGGUGGGCACUCCGAGCACGGCGGCUUGAACGGCAAUGCGGAGGGCCAUGCCUGGCGGGAGGACGGGUUGGGCAGUGCGGGCGCGGGAUCCGGGUCUCGGCACUUCGUGUCCUUGCAGCGAGGCCCGGGGCGGCCAGUGGCGGCGGGGCCUAUUGGCGACGGGCGAAGUCUGCUCAGCACCUGGCCUGGCGACAGCAGCGGCGACAGCGACAGCGACGGGGCAGUAGCGGCGGCUUCCGCCGCCGCAGCCGCUGCCGCAGCUGCUGCUGGCGCGGUAGCGUUGGCGGUGCCCCUGGGCUCCAUCAGUCGCAGUGGUGCCGUCGCUUCUGCCGGACCGGCGGCGCAGUCCGCAGCCGAGCCAGACAGUAGCGCUGCGCCGCAGGCGCUGCGGGCGGCGUCUGCUGCUGUGGGUCGCCGCACGCCCGCCCACCGCUUCAUCCAGCAGGUCGUGGGCAUCGCCUGCACCUCGCUCGCCGCCCACCGACCAGGCGGCAUGCGGUCCGGCAGCGGCAGCGGCAACGGCAGCAACGCCUACGCAGGCGUCGGAGCCGGAGCCGCAGCCGGGCAGGAAGCUGGGGAGGUUGCGUCAGCGCCUCUUGACGCGCCCUGGACGCCGCGUUGCCUGUGUGUGCUGCUGGAGGCAGCGCACUCGCUGGGGCUGCAGCUCAGCCGCGGCCAGCGCCGCGCCCUUGCGCUGGGCCUAGCCCACCACUUGCAAGCCCUCGCCACAGCAGCACCACCAGCCACAGCGUCCGCAGCAGCAGCUCCAGUAGCAGCUCCAGCAGCAGCAGCGGCGGCGUCGUCUCAGGCGACAGGGGUGUCGCCUGCGGCGGACCUGGUGCCGCUGCUGUGGUCCAUGUCCCGACUGGGCGUGACGCCAGCGAUGCUGGGGCAGGGCGGGCGGGCGGCGCUGGUGGCGGCGCUGGCGCGCAGUCCCGCGCUGCAGCCUGGCGCGCUGGCGGACUGGCAGCUGUUCAUGGCGCUGGAGGUGAUGCAGGCGUGGCGGGUCGUGCCGCCGACCGCCUGGGCUCAGCGAGUUCCGCAGCGCCUGGUGGCGUGGCUGCAGGGGCCCGCGGGCCGGCGGCUGGAGGACGCAGCAGCCGCGGCGGCAGCAGGUGCGCACGUGGUGGACAUGCCGCUGCUGCUGACGGCGGUGCGGUCGGUGCAUUACCUGCGCGGUGCCGCCGCCGCCUCGUCUGCAGCCGCAGCGGCGGCGGCGGCGGCUCCGCCUGCUGCGCAAGGCGGGCAGCCGGCGCCGCUGGCGCCACCGCGCCUGCAGCGGCCAGGAGCUCCCGCUCCGGGUGGUAGCGCGGCUGCGGCGGCCUCCUCGUCUGCAGCUCCGGCGCCCUCAGCGGCGUUUGACGACCACGUCUGGCCGCAGCUGUGGCCGGCACUGCGCACGGCGGUGCGGCUGCAGCUGCCCACCCUGUUUGCGCUCUCGCCCUCCUCCAUUCCCACCUGCGCCGCGCUGCCCCACUUCGCCGAAGGCGCGCCGGCGCUGGCGCCAGCCGCUGCCGCUGCGCCGGCGCGCGAGCGGCUGGCUGCGCUGCUGGCGGGCGCGGCGCUGGGUGUGCUCACGUACGAGGACUGGACCAGCUGGGCUGUGGUGGAGCUGAGGGGGCUGGCGCACAACCUGCCGCCGCCGCUGUACCCGGCCUGGCUGCGCGCGGCGGCGGCGGCGCGGCCGCACUUCCCUCGUAGCGCGCACGAGGACACCUUGGUGGCAUUCUGCCUGGCCAGCGGGCCGCGGCUGCAGGCGCUGCCGCCCUCGCUGCUGCAUGCCACACUCCUGGCGGCCGGCCGCGCCGCCAAGGCGCUGCGCACGCAGCUGUCGCCCGACUGGGCCUCGGAGGGUCUCCGCCGCUACUCGCGCUGCCCCGACGCGCUGCCGCCGGGCCAGCUGGCCCAGGUGCUGGGCGUGCUGCGCCUGCUGGGCCGCGUGCCGCCGCCGCGCUGGCAGGUGGCGUACGCGGGGGUCGUACGACAGGCGCUCCCGCGCAUGGAUCCGGCGGCGGCGGCUGCCAUGCUGCGGGAUGCGGCGGCGAUUGGGCCGGAGCUGGAAGGGCUGCUCCGAGGCAUCGUGGGCGAGCACAUGGCGGCGCUGGCCCGCACGCGGCGGCUGCAGCAGGAGCAGCUGCAGCAGCAGAUGCUGUUGGCUCAGCAGCAGGCACUGCAGGGGCAGGGGCAGGCGCAGUUUGAGGGGGAGCCAGGUCAGGGGCAGGAGCAGGGCGGGGCAGUGGCGCUGAAUGGCACGGGAGCCGGUGAGGGGAGGGGUAGGGAGGCAGGGGCCGCGUUGAACGGGGUGCUGGGCAUCCAGGCCCCGCGGCGAGAAGUGAGCAGCAGGCAGAGGCAUUGACGUGUGAGUGAGAGGUCAGUGAGAGGAACUGCGUGUGUUCGAGAGCUGAAGUCGGCACGUGUCAGUGCAACAGGGGUGUGUGCAUGGUAGCAGCAUUGCCGCAAACAGAGCAGGACAGACGUCGAACCAGUGCAACGUAAGGAGGGCGAGGCUAGGGCCUUGCAACUGCAUGAGAGACAGGGCGCAGAGCGCAGUUUUGCAGACAUUACAGUAUGUAACAAGCUCGACUAAUGGCGGGGAAUGAGGCUGUCAGUAGGUGUGAAUGGCGUUGAGCAUGACACCUAUUGCUCUUGACGUGAUGACGGCAGCCACGUGCUGGCGUGUGUGGAGGCGAUGGGACAGGGUAAGGGGCAGGUUGGCGUGGUCCCGUAGUGUGCAGCGUAUGUGGAACAAACACACGCUGACAGGCAGGAGGCGUGGCGCGGGGAACAAGGAUGGGGUGCUCGCUGAUUGCUGGGAAUGGAAAUGUAAACGGGCAGGAAG